This is a messenger RNA of Diceros bicornis minor, 1633 nucleotides long. RefSeq names its product major facilitator superfamily domain containing 9 (gene SLC67A2). Gene Ontology annotation, molecular function: transmembrane transporter activity. Gene Ontology annotation, biological process: transmembrane transport. Bases 121 to 1365 code for a protein of 414 amino acids. NCBI's taxonomy places the organism in Eukaryota, Metazoa, Chordata, Mammalia, Perissodactyla, Rhinocerotidae. The record is from RefSeq and is a predicted model, not a curated record. The transcript is spliced from 6 exons.
CGAAAGCCGCGGCAGGAGCCGAGGCCGGGGGCCGAGGCGGGGGCUCCCGGGGCUGUCCGAGCGCGCCGCCUCCUGCUCGGUCUCUACCUGGUGGGCUUCUUGGAUUUGUUUGGUGUAAGCAUGGUUGUCCCUUUAUUGAGCCUUCAUGUCAAGUCUCUUGGAGCAAGUCCAACAGUUGCUGGAAUUGUAGGCUCCUGCUAUGGCAUUUUGCAGCUCUUUUCUAGCACAGUGGUGGGUUGCUGGAGUGAUGUGGUUGGAAGACGGUCUUCCUUGCUGGUGUGCAUUCUUUUCAGUGCCUUGGGUUAUCUUAUUCUUGGAGCAUCUACCAAUGUGUUCUUGUUUGCCCUUGCUAGAGUCCCUGUGGGUAUUUUUAAACACACUCUCUCCAUUUCAAGGGCUCUGCUUUCUGAUCUGGUUACAGAGAAGGAACGGCCACUAGUAAUUGGACAAUUCAAUACAGCGUCCAGUAUGGGCUUCAUCUUGGGCCCCAUGAUCGGUGGAUAUCUUACUGAAUUAGAUGGUGGAUUUUAUCUAACAGCCGUCAUCUGUUUUUCUGUCUUCGUUCUCAAUGCUGGUCUCAUUUGGCUGUUUCCAUGGAGUGAGGUAAAACUCAACAGUACAAAGAAUGGCCUGCCGUUGGAUAAGAACCAUGCACUUUUGGGCGAGAGACACUGUGAGGUGCGGGAAGCGACCAAGCCCCGUGGGCCCCCGGUGAGUGGGAGGACUGCUCGGCUGCCCUGGGGGGACGUCGUGGCAGCGUUGCGGGGCCUGAAGCGCCUGAUCUUCUCUGAAAUGUGGGACAUAUUUCUCAUGCGCCUGCUGAUGGGCGUGGCUGUCAUGCUGUACCACAGUAACUUUGUCUUGGCCCUCGAGGAGCGCUUUGGGGUGAGGCCCAAGAUGACGGGCUACCUCAUCAGUUACAGCAGCGCGCUGGGGGCCCUGGCUGGCUUCGCCCUGGGGCCCAUCCUGCGUCUGUACAAGCACAACUCCAGGGCGGUCCUGCUGCACUCCAGCGCGCUCACCUUCACGCUGCUGCUGCUCUACUCCACGGCCCACACCGUGGGCGUUGUCGUCUUCUCCUCCACUCUCCUGUCCUUCACCACCGCCAUUGGCAGGACUUGCAUCACCGACCUCCAGCUGACCGUGGGCGGGGCCCAGGCCAGUGGCACCCUCAUCGGCAUGGGGCAAUCUGUGACGGCGGUGGCCCGGGUCAUCGCCCCCCUCCUCUCAGGACUGGCCCAGGAGGUUAGCCCUUGUGGCCCCCCCAGUCUGGGGGCUGCCUUAGCCUUAGUGGCUAUUAUCAUAAUGUCACUAAAGAGACCUCGCUAUGGUGGUGAUGGGAGUGAUAAAGUAAAAAGCGACUAGAGUGGAUUUGGACAACACCAGGAAACAACCCGAGUGUGUGAAUGAGGGGCAGAGGCCAUAGGGAGCAGGAUGCUUUGGAAAGGGUGGGUGGUGUCAGUGAAACGACUUACUUCCACCUGGGUGUCCUUUGUUGGUGGCUUCCAGCUCAGCCUUCAGCUCUGCAUUUAGGCCUGUGGGGUGAUCACAAGUCACAGUGGCACAGACAAAGGUUAGGAUUGGAGCAAAGCUUUGCCAAAGGGGAAGGUAUUUUAUGUUUACCUAAAAGUCU